AUGGCCCAUUUUACGUGCCAAUUGAACCACCAGCGGUCGCGGAUUGAUCUCCCCUUGCACUUAACAGUAGUAGCCCAAGGUGCCGAGGAACAUCCUCUCCUGCCAACGUAUAAAUGUACCGCCUCCGGAUGUGUGCAGCAAAACACGUCGGUGGUGCUCGACCGCGACUCCAAGUUCGCUAGUGGCGCUGCCGGCUCCAGGUCUGCCGCCGACUACGCCGCGAUGGGGGUGACGACCUCGGGGGACGCGCUGACAAUGUAUCACUACGUCAAGGCGGCCAAUGGCGCGCUCAACGCCGCUUCGCCGCGCGUGUAUCUGCUGAAUGACGACGGCAAAUACACCAUGAUGGAGCUCCUCAACCAAGAACUCACCGUCGACGUCGAUCUCUCGGCACUACCCUGCGGCGAGAAUGGGGCGUUUUAUCUGUCGGAGAUGGAGCCCGAGGGCCGGGGUGGUGCGGGAGCCGGCAACGGCUACUGCGACGCGCAGUGCCAGGGAUACUGCUGCAACGAGAUGGACAUCCUCGAGGCCAACUCCAUGGCGACCGCCUUCACGCCCCAUCCGUGCAAGGGUGAUAAUUGCGACAAGGCGGGGUGCGGGUAUAACCCGUACGCGAGCGGCCAGCGCGAAUAUUGGGGCCCGGGAAAACCGUGGACACGAGCAAGCCUUACAUCCAAAACGGACAGCAGAUUAGACGAGGAAGUAAGUAUCGAUUCCGUACAAGCCCGGGUAGAAAAUUACCGCUCCCUCCCUUCAGAUAUCCGGUUUACUAAACAACAUCUCGCAGUGGUUCUGGCGAUGAGCAUCUGGAACGAUGCCGUUCAAAACAUGGCUUGGCUCGACUCUGGUGGCAAUGGGCCCUGCGGUGCUGGACAGGGAACCCCGUCCAAUAUUCAGUCGCAGCACCCUGACACCCACGUUACAUUCUCCAACAUUCGCUGGGGAGACAUUGGGUCGACCACUAAGGGUUGA
Parascedosporium putredinis is the source of this 972-nucleotide messenger RNA. The record is from the annotation of a GenBank genome assembly. NCBI's taxonomy places the organism in Eukaryota, Fungi, Ascomycota, Sordariomycetes, Microascales, Microascaceae.